CCACCCUGCCUGCAAUUAACUUCCAGUGUUUUCACCUGUUCUCACCUCCAUUUAAACUCCAUCCUGAUCAGUCUCCAGUGCCAGAACGUCACCUCUGAUCUCUGCCUGUAUGUUCAUGAUUGGUCGAGGAAGAAAUGGCAGCUUAUGCAGAUCCUAAGGAGCCCCAGACCAACGUCCUGCUCAGAGCCUCCCACCUGCCUCUGGUCCGCUCCGUCUUCGGCUCGCUGACCUCCAUGUACUCCGGGAUCAAGGACCGCUACCCCCUGCUGGGGCUGAUGGGAGACGUGGCGGAGGGCGGAGUCCGCAGCGUCUCUACAGAAGCCCUGAGGCGGGCCACGCCCCUUCUCCACAGCCUGGAGCCACAGAUUGAACUUGCCAACAGUUUAGCUCUCACCGGCCUCAGCUCUCUGGAGAGGAACUUCCCCAUCCUGAACCAGUCGACAGACGAGGUGAUGACUCACUUGAAGGACGCCUUCUUCCUGACUCUGGAUGACGUCCAGGUUCUGGUGGUGGACGGCUUGGACGGCGCUCUGGAUCGGCUGGAGCGAGCGGCCGACUCUGUUCGGGCGGCCGUGCGGCAGCUGCAGGACACACAGGUGGGCCAGGCGGCCACGGCGGGGCUGGACAACAUCCUGAGUCUCCUGGAGGACACCACCGCCUACUACCUACCCCUCCCACCUACACUGCGUCGGGAGUGGGAGAUGAGGGUUCAGGAGUACGAAGAUGAAGACGACGGUGACGAGCCGGGCCUCUGGACCCGAGUCCGCAGCCUGCUGCUGACCCUCAGCCUGCAGCUGUACCACCGCAUGAUGAAGGUCAGAGAGCAGCUGCAGAGAGGCGUCAGGACGCUGGGAGGCACCGCUGACCAGGUGAGACCGGACCGCUGGUACCACAGAUUCAGAUCCGCAGAUCCCAGGAACACUUUUCCCCAGAGAAACAAGUUCAAGUGCCAAAAGGCCAGGAUUAGCUUGGUUUGGACAAGCUGGACACAUUCAGACAGUUAAUAAUCACAGUUUAUUGAUCAACCGUUAUUCUAAUGAGACGUGUGAUGAGUUAAAGUUCUGGAUAAAUUCAGAAUAAAUUUCACAUUUAUCAUCAUUUAAAACCAAAAACACUGCUGCUGUCACAGAAACCACAGAAAGUAACAUUAACAACUAACAAAGCCCCCCGAAUAUUAACAUUUUAAAACACAUUCAAACUGGAAGAACAUGAAAUGGGCUUUGAUUGCCACUAGAGGGCGCUAGGUUCCUAUAAGUGAGAGCCGUUCUAAAGUUCUGGUCCUGUGGUUCUGGUUCUGGAGGGUCCGGUGUUGUCACAGCUCUCGCCCCUCACAUGUCCAUCUGUCGUGAUGCGUUCACUGACUGCAGUUCACACUAAGAGCGU
Molecule: messenger RNA, 1383 nt
Organism: Fundulus heteroclitus (mummichog)
Lineage: Eukaryota; Metazoa; Chordata; Actinopteri; Cyprinodontiformes; Fundulidae
Gene: plin6
Product: perilipin 6
Exons: 6
Coding region: 135-1004 (289 amino acids)
Biological process (GO): lipid storage; positive regulation of triglyceride storage
Cellular component (GO): cytosol; lipid droplet
Source: RefSeq, a predicted model, not a curated record